Molecule: messenger RNA, 1497 nt
Organism: Rhizoctonia solani
Lineage: Eukaryota; Fungi; Basidiomycota; Agaricomycetes; Cantharellales; Ceratobasidiaceae
Product: major facilitator superfamily transporter
Exons: 11
Coding region: 1-1497 (498 amino acids)
Biological process (GO): transmembrane transport
Cellular component (GO): fungal-type vacuole membrane
Molecular function (GO): transmembrane transporter activity
Source: RefSeq, a predicted model, not a curated record
AUGUCGGGCCGAGCUCCUUACAACCCUUUUAAUCCUUAUGACCCGUAUGACCCAUACGACCCAUACAGCCCAUACGGCCCAUACAAUUCUUACAGUCUGGUCAAUCCGUAUAAUCCUUAUACGGCGCAUGGGACUCCAGAUUCCCGAAGUCCAACGCAAUCCAUCAUUGAAGAGGAGAGGACGUUAAUAGGUGGGACAGGCUAUUCGAGGAUAGGUUCUCUCCAAGAGGAAUGGCAGAACACCGACUUUGGACCUGAGCAGAAACUUGCGGAGAAAAAGCCUGAGGCACCGGCGAAAGACGAAUUCCCUGAUGGAGGAUUGCGCGCUUGGAUGGUUGUAGCGGGCUCCAUGUGUGUUACUUUCGGAACGUUUGGAUUUGUCAAUGCUUGGGGUGUUUUCCAAUCCUACUAUCAUGAGGAUAUUAUGGCGGAUGUCAGCCCAUCUGCGAUCUCCUGGAUAGGAUCCAUCCAAUACGCCCUAGUUUUUUUUCCUGGGCUGAUAGUCGGGCGGCUUUUCGACUUGGGGUACUUUCGAAUUCCCCAGAUUGCUGCCAGUAUCGUCCUUGUGGGCGGAACAUUUCUGACGGCAGAAUGCAAAGAAUACUGGCAGUUUCUGAUUUGUCAGGGCGUUGGCGUUGGGCUCGCCUCUGGUUUCCUGUUCGGCCCAGCAAUUGCCGUAGUAUCACACUGGUUUCAAAAACGCCGUGGUUUAGCAUUUGGCAUAAUCGCAUCCGGGGCAAGCAUCGGAGGAACGGUGAUCCCUAUUACAGUGCGCAAGCUCAUUCCGCUUAUCGGGUUUCAAUGGGCCAUGAGAGUGAUUGGCUUCAUUGAGCUGGCUGUCCUCGGUACCUCCAUCCUGACUCUUCGCCGCCGCUUGCCAGGCAGGAAAACUUCCGGUGGAUUGUUAAACUUCCAGUCAUUCCUUUACAUCCCAUAUUCCCUCUACGUACUGGCGGCAGUUAUAUCAUUCUUGGGGUUGUAUACAGUCCUGACCUAUCUUGAGGUCUACGGAAGAGAGGGAGUAGGGAUCCCAAAAGAAUUUUCUAUCUACCUGAUUCCCAUUGCUAAUGCCGCCUCCUUAGUCGGGCGAGUAGGGUCAGGUUACGUCACCGAUAAAGUAGGGCCUCUCAAUACCCUCAUCCCGAGCACGCUUGUUGCCGGUAUAUGUACAUUCAUCUGGCCAUUUGCACGCUCUAAGGGUGCUCUUAUCGCUGUGUCUUCUGUUUACGGCAUCGCAUGCGGGACCUUCGUUGGCAUGUUGCCUGCUCCUGUAGCCAAAAUGGGCAGCCCUGAAGACGUUGGAAGAAGAACCGGUAUGCUCAUGACAAUUGCGGCGACUGGUGCUCUCGCUGGCCCGCCAAUAUCCGGAGCCAUCUUGGGCAAGACUGAUAGCUUUGUUGCUGUUGGAUUAUAUGCAGGUUCAAUGAUUAUUGUUUGUGUCCUUAUGCUCAUUGCAGUCAAAUAUACUGCUCUGAAGAAAAUCUCCGGUAAAUUUUAG